This is a messenger RNA of Physcomitrium patens, 5546 nucleotides long. Lineage: Eukaryota; Viridiplantae; Streptophyta; Bryopsida; Funariales; Funariaceae. The record is from RefSeq and is a predicted model, not a curated record.
AAUCCCUCGAAAUCCGAUUUCAUUAUUCGCACGAACCCGCCCUCAAUUAGUCCUCGACUGGACUGGAUUUGAUACAGUUCCCAUCCUUCCCAAGGUAGUCAUGUGGUGACGUUGGUCAGUUUGAGAGUGAGUGGAAGGCCCGGGCCCAGUCCCUGAAUUUCACUCGGAAGCUCGUCGGGGUACCGUUUGAAUUUCGUUUCUUGGGGUUGUGUGCACCCGAGCAUAAUUGGUGCGGGCCUUCUUCCAGGUGGUGUGGAAGAAUCUUCCCGUAGAGCACCACGACUCGCUAGACUCUGCAUGUGGGUUUUGGGGUGGUGAUAUUGUAAACUUCAGAGGCCUGAGUGGACUGGAAGCUGCUGCUGGAGUGUGUCUGGGCAUCGGAUUCGUAUUGCAGUUCAGGAGGAGGUUGGCGCAGGCGUUGUUUGGAGCUAGAAUAGUGAGUCUGUUGCUUAUUUUUUUUUAAUGCCGGAGGCAGUCUUGAGGAUGGACUUGGAUGACGAAGUUGAUCACCACGAAUUCGUUCCGAGGAUCCAGCCUUUUCGACUUCUAUGACGGCGUCGUGCAUCUGGUAGUGAGAGCUUGAAUCGAUCACGCAUAGAUGCACCAGACUGUUUUACACCGACAGGCUCGCAUUAGAGCUGGCUCAUUGGAAAUCGUUUCUCGUCGAUGCAGAGUCUCCACUCAUAGUUGAAGAGAUGAUGCUGUGAGCAGGAUCUGUGCCGGAUUAAUCAGAGUCCCUGUACUCGCGAAGGAUAGACUCUCUAUUCAAGGACGCCCAGACUUCGCAGAUCUGGGGUCACAGAGUUUUUGGCGCGAGUUUUUCUGCAAUGUGUACUCCUCCCGCGUGCGGCACUUCGAUGGGUCUCUCUCCUACGACCAGUGAUGGAUAUGUUCUACCCCCGCCUGCGCCCACCACACUUAGUCUGCCGCCGAAGGCGCAGAGUGCGCUGGCUAUGUACAACCCCAUGCCGCUCAUUGAGAAGGAAUCCGGGCCAAAGCCGCAGAAGUAUUCAGAAGUUGACAUAGACGGUUUGCUUCGCGCACUGAAGAACCCGCCAGAGAAAAUCGUGGAUUUGUACAUCCACUACUGUCCGCGGAUCAAGUCGGAUUCGGACAAUUGCUCUGUGUCGCUCACUCUUGCCGACGACAAAUUCGUUCGUAGGCUAUUGUACCGAUUUGCGGGCCCUGAUCGGUCUGAGUACACUGACCACCAGAUAUGCUCCAGGGUCAUUACAGCGCUCGUAUCCAGUCCCGCAGUUUCAUCCGUUACACUAGAGAUUGAUUAUGUACAAUCUGAUGUAAUUGUCGCGGAGCUUUGUACCGCAUUGCAGAAGAAUCGGACGCUCCAAAGGCUUAGUGUUUACAGUGACAAUAGAUUUCAGCAGCCGUUGAACUCCGAGUGCGUGAAGCACAUUGCAGAGAUGUUUCUGGUGAACACCGGAAUCAGGGAGCUUCAGUUGGGGCUGGUUGACAUCACCCUUCAGGUUGCGGACAAUUUGGCGCUGGCGUUGCGACGUAAUCGUUUUCUACGAGGUCUAACUCUGUACGCGCGAAUCGAUGCCGAUGCUCUGGCGGUCUUGACGAAGCCAUUCUCCGGGUCGGAGCCAAAUCAAACCCUCCAAAAGCUGGAGAUUAAGGGAUUCAAGUGCUUAGGAGCGCGCGGCGAUGGCCAGAUUGGUAACAAAGGGGCCGAAAACAUCGCGAAUGUGUUGUGUCGGAAUUCUUCCCUCGAAGAAAUUGCUUUGAAGAAUUGUGAAAUUGACUAUGUUGGUGUGCAGGCACUUGCCCUCGCUCUAAUGUCAAAUAAAAAUCUCAAGGUGCUUGACCUGUCCUACAAUCCUGUUGACGUCGAGGGGCUUAAGGAAAUUGUGAAGACCAUCACAAUGGAUCCAGCCACUAAAGAACAACCCAACACUACGUUCCGAGAGAUCAUCAUCCGUCACAGCUUCAUCAGCAGGGCAGGAGCGCCUAUACUAGCAAACAUGUUGGCGACCAACAAUACUCUCGUCAGAUUAGACCUUCAAUUUAGUGUCCGCUCCUGGCAGAUCAAAGACGUUCUCGCACUGUUGCAUUCCUUGAAGAGAAACCAAUCUUUGAGAUUUCUUGACUUGAGAGGCUGCGAUGGUGUCGCCGGAGAGAAAGUUUUGGCCACAAUCUUGGACCUUCUAGUGACAAACCCCUGGCUUGAACAAUUGGGCGUUGAGGGCACUCCCCUCUCUCGCAAAGGUCACGACGCGGUUAUAAAGGCCCAGUUACGGAGGAACGCCGAGAAGUUCAUGGAGGUAUUCAAGGGAAUGGGGACCGUGACUCCCACUGCCGCAAGAGUGUUCCUCUGCGGCAUUCCUUUUGCAGGGAAAACGACCUUCCGGAAAACAAUGGUGUACAGCAACAUCAAGAGAACUUCCUCCUCGGUUCGUCUCAAAACCUCUGCAGCUUGCAAAGAAGCCAUCUCUAAUUCGAAGAUCUUCAAAGCGGGAAGAAAAGAAUCACAGACAGUGGGAAUUGAAGUACAGGUGAUUGUGGAAGAUAAUGUCCAGAUCUCCAUAUGGGACCUUGCUGGUCACGAGGAGUUUCAUGCCUUCCACGACCUUGUUGUGCCCAAUUUGAGCUCUCAGGGAAGCGCGUGUACUUUUGUGCUUCUGUGCGAUAUGUCUGUGCCGCAAGGCAAGGGUGGUAAAUAUGAGCUCAAAGACGAGAAAGUCGUCGAUCACGAGCUGCGAUACUGGCUCCGAUUCAUAGCGUCCAACACGCGCCAGUCUGUGCACAUGCUGCCGAAUGUAACGGUUAUCUUCACGCAUUCUGACAAAUUUCCUAAGACCGAUCUUAUUGCGCAUUUCAAACCGCAAGUAGAGAAGCUGAGAGUUCAGUUCUCGAAAGUAAUCAACAUUACGGAGUUUCAUGUGGCGGACGCUAGAUCUCGGAAAUCCAUCGAGCCCGUUCAGAAGGCGAUGCAGAAGCGGAUCGUCAGCAUUCUUGAUCGAGUGCCGAAGGUCUUCGAUGCUUGUAGCCAGUUGCAAACGAAAUUGAACGAAUGGAAGAAUCAGCACCCGGACAAGCCACUCAUCAAGUGGUCUGACUUUAGUCUCCUCUGCAGUAAGGUACCAGCACUGAAGCGUCUACAAGGUCAGGACUCCAAGGUCGCGGAGGAGAGACAGAAGGCCGUGGCGAGGGCUAUGCAUGAUGCCGGGGAACUUCUCUUCUUCGACGGGCUGGACUUCAUGGUGGUGGAUCCUAAUUGGUUCUGCCACGAGAUCAUGGGCAGGAUUCUCAGCUUGGACAGCACCCUGCUUGUCCUGAAACACCCGUUAAUUGACGAGCAUGGAUUCACUAAGCGUGAGCACUUGAAAAAAGUUCUAGAGGCUUCGUUUUGCAAGAAUAAGAAUCCUCUCUUCAAAGGGCGAAAGGUGAGGGGAGUGAUCCCUGAGGAUCUUGUUCAGCUGAUGGUGAAGCUGAAUUUGUGUUUCGAGCAAAACCCUGGUGACAAAACCUCUGGAAUCUACAUUCCCGCCUCACUGAGCAACCCAAGUGAAGCGGCAGCGAGAGGGGAAAGGCCCCUCAGCUGGGCAAAUGGCUAUGACCAGGUUUCAGAUGACGAGCUGCUGCACGUCGGCUGGAGGUUGAAGUGCGAGAACCCCGAAUUGACAACCUUAACUCUCGGGUUCUUCCCUAGGCUUCAGGUUUUCUUGCAGAAGAAAUUUUCGGGAGUUCAGGACGCGCGUUACACUAUUGAGAAGAAUUUCAUCUCAUUUGUGUUCAGUGGACUGGAGUUUUUGAUCGAGUACAAUGGGCCAGAGGAGUGUCAGGUGGACAUCCUUGUGCGGUCGUCGAAAGACACCGUGGAGACGUGGGCUACGGUUGAGGAAAAUGUCCUCAAACCUACGCGUGAGUUUUGUGCUUCCCCUACGGAAGGUUGCCAAGGAGUAGUUCUGAUUGAGGAGAUCAUGCGUCCUCAGUGUGUGAGAGAGCUGUGGGUGCGUAAAAAGAGGACUAAGGAUCAGUGUAUUGGAGUCGAGGAUUUGAAGCUGAAGGUGAUGGCGUCUGGAAAGUUAGACUAUGAGUAUAUUUGGAAGAAGAGUAUGGCAGAGAGCCACGGAUUGAAGGCUAACAGUGCCGAGGUUUUGCUUGGACCCGCACACUGGGAAGAUGUUUUGAGCAGAUUCCUGGAUACCCUCGAGAAGAUCGAUUCUGAAGUCAGUCGCAGAAGGUCGCCAGAUUCGACUGGCACGCACAGCAGUCCACUUAGUCCUCUUACGCCACCUCCAUCACGCCGCGUUGGACGCACUGUCUCUCUCUUGCCUCGUCCAUCUGAGAUGGCCUCUCAACUCCUUGAAUCGAGAAUUGCAGACCGAAGCGUGGAGAUCAACGCGCUCCAGAAGAAGCUCUUUCCGUCAUUGUCACGCAACAUCGACAGUGUGAUUGACCUUCCAUUUUUGUUACAAGAUGGCAAGGUCCCGCAUCUCGUCUAUCUCAGCACUGGUGGUGAUUCAGUAAACAGCGAGCGUCUAGUCACGAAGCUUACCCCGGGAUCCUACUCCCGAAAAUUCCACCUCAUGUGCGAGCACCGCGAUGGCAUCCACAUGAUUGAGCACCAGGUUGGUGGGAUCAUGCGCUGCGACGAGAAGUCGGUCCGAAGCGUCCGCCCUCACAUGCUGUGGGGUCUGAAGCUCAUUUCCAUGCUGUUGCGCAUCAGUGAGCUCGCGGCUGGGGGUUUCCCUACAAUGCUCACCGAAGCCGAGCGCAUGCGCCUGAUGGGCAUUGUUGCUGAUGACGACGAUAACGAUGAGCGACCUGACGUGACGGGUCGGCUAUCCUUCACGCCGGAGGAGAUGAUGGCAGCCGAGGACUGGCUUAUUCACUAUAUGAAGGGCAAGAAUAUCCCUGCCUUGUUUGGCCUUCACAAAGUCUGCUACCUCGACAAUGGAUUACCUUCGAAGCACGUCGCGUGGAUCUGUGAUAAGCACAUGCAUUUCUGCCUUAACCACGGCUUAGUGGACGUCUUGUAGGAUAGACUCACAAAUAUAAAUACGUAUCGGGCGGUCGAGGAAGAUAUGCCAUGAAUGCUCUGAUACUAAUACUCUUCACACAGUUUGCGUUCAGGGUUUGCACUGUGGACUUCAUUAAUUCUUGAGGAGAAACUGCUUCCUCGUAACGGAUUAUACUCCGGCAUCAAUUAGGAUAUAGGGAUGUGCUGAACUGAGGCUCUCAAUUUGACCUGUCGAUCUACGAGGAUCGUAUCGAUUCAAGUCGAUCAAAGUCUCGAACCUGACGUCAAAAUUGAGUUCAAUGACCAGCUGAGCGCGAGUUGCUAAUCCAAGAAUGCAAGGGACAGGUCGCGAAGGAUUGGUGUAGCUGUUUAGUGCCAAUCGGGAAUGGAUAAGCUCUUUGGUUCUGGCAACCACAUUCUGUAGUGUAUAUUGUAAGUUCUAAGUAGCUACUUUAGAACCCCCUCCGUGAGUAUGCGGUGUUAUGAGUUAAGAUUUAGUUGUGUUUUGGACAUUGAGAGCUGUCAAUUACACCUGCGGUUAUUUAUGUUUUCAAAUGGCUCA